AUGAAAGCUCUCAAGGAGAUGAUGGAAACGACAGAAGGCUGGGUUAAUUUGCUUUCAGAUGUCUGGCAAAACAUCAGUAAGGACCAUUUGCUGGGAUGCCAGUUGUCGUUGUUUUGCGUGCUUCUCACGUAUGGGCUCCUACCGGCUGGAGAUGAAAACCACGGCAUCGCUAUUUUCAAACGACUGGAGCAAGUACUGGAGCAAACGCAAGAAGAAAACUGGCGCAUUGGUGCAAUCAUCACCGACAACGCUGGGCAGUGCGGCCGCGCACGUCGAAUAUUAGGGCUUCGCCGGCCUAACAUUGUUUUUUUUAUUUUGUUUCGCGCACGACUUGAACAAUUUGGUCAAAGCACAACAGCAGUCAAUGUUUUGAAUGCUGCAUCUAGCAAAUGGCAACCACGUACACGACAGAUGAUGAAGAAAUGUUACGGGAAAGCGCUGGGACUUCGUACACUUUCUCUGCAAAUGUUCUAUCGUCGUUACCAAAGCUACACCGACUUCCCGACCCGGUUGCAAGCCUUCGGCGAUCCUCUGUUUUGGGAUGCGCUUAAAGAAGCCGAAGCUAUAAUUGCACCACUAUCGUACGCGUCCUAUCGGCUACAGCGCGAUGAGAAUACGCUUGGUGACGUUGUUUUGUCAUUUCGCGAUAUCCGCAGAGAAUUUCAGAAGCAUCUUCAACCCUUGUUCAUGUUGGGUUUUGCAUUACACCUGCUGUAUGCUGAAACCGCGCGAGAACUUCCCAAUACUGCUGUGUCUGGAAUUGGAUCAUUGGGCAAGGCAGUCAUACCGACUUACAAGACAGAAGGCUAG
Phytophthora infestans T30-4 is the source of this 810-nucleotide messenger RNA. RefSeq lists its product as uncharacterized. The transcript is spliced from 5 exons. The record is from RefSeq and is a predicted model, not a curated record. The coding region runs from base 1 to 810 and encodes 269 amino acids. NCBI's taxonomy places the organism in Eukaryota, Oomycota, Peronosporomycetes, Peronosporales, Peronosporaceae.